Messenger RNA from Thamnophis sirtalis, 3741 nucleotides. RefSeq names its product nuclear receptor interacting protein 3 (gene NRIP3). NCBI's taxonomy places the organism in Eukaryota, Metazoa, Chordata, Lepidosauria, Squamata, Natricidae. The record is from RefSeq and is a predicted model, not a curated record.
GCUCGUCACGCGGACGGCUCGGUCCUGCUAUAAAGUGCUCCCGCUCAAAGCCCGCCCAGCCGCCCCCCUCGGAAGAAGGAGCGACGGCGGUGGUUGCCGCCGCUGUAGUUGAUCGGAGGGAAGCCGAGGCCCGGCCGGCGCGAAGGGAGCCGGCAAGAUGUUUUACUCGGGGCUGCUGACCGAUAGGAAGGACAUGGACGUGAGGGAAGCCGCAGCCCUCCGACAGCAGAGGAGGAUGAAGCAGGCCGUUCAGUUCAACCACAAGGACUCCGCCGACCUGCUGCCCUUGGACGGGCUGAAAAAACUGGGAACUUCCAAAGAUACUCAACCACACAACAUUUUGCAGAGACGCCUCAUGGAAACAAAUAUGUCACGAUUGCGGCACAGCCGAGGGACGUGCUCUCAGAAAAACGAUCCCUCAGCUCAGACAAAUAAACUGAAUCAAAUGAAACUGGACAGUCCCCCCAAGACAGAGGAAGAGGACCUCAUUGUCAUCUGCUGUCAGUGUAAUGGGAAGGAAUUGCAAAUUGUGGUUGAUACUGGAUGCCAACGCAAUAUAAUUUCUUCUGCGUGUCUGGAGAGAUUAGGGCUAAAAGAGCAUAUGAAAACCUGCAAAGCAGAAGGUGAGAAGAUUUCAUUGCCACAUAAUAUGAAAGCGAUUGGUCAUCUGGAACAUCUGCCUCUUAUAAUGGGGACUGUCCAUGUAGAUUGUUCUGCAGUUGUUGUGGCCGAAGGUAAUGAGAAAAGCUGCUCCCUGGGAUUACAAACACUGAAAUAUUUGAAGUGUGUGAUAAACUUGGAGAAACAAAAUCUGAUCCUGGGGAAAACAGACAAGGAAGAAAUUCCUUUUGUCAAUAAUGCUUCUAUUCAUGAAGAGAAUUAUUUCCUAGGGCACAUCCUCAUGGCAGCCACCUGCGCUCCUGGUUCAGUGCUGUAGCACACAACUGGAAGCCUGGGAAGUGUCCCUGGAAAAGGCAGCACCGCUGAGGCAUGAAGAGAAUAUAAUGCUGACUUUGGAGAAAGAGAAAUACUGUCUGGUUGAAUAAGAAGAUGUCAAUACCAAUAAUUUCAACCUGCUAGACUACAGCUAGACUGUAGCUAAAUGAAACAACAUAUAUUUUUCAGGAGUUUAGGAUAGAAUCAGACUUUCAUUUAUCAUAUUGAAAAUCUGGGUUAUGAUCGGUAAAUGGACAUUUAAGUCCAGUUUUAGAAAUGUUGUUCUCGGUAUAGCCAUCCAAGUAUGAAAAUAUUUAUUUUUCCAGACUCUACUGAAAUCUAAUUUUUGUUACAAAUUUUUGCUUCCUGCAAAAUUGGGGUUGGGGAGAAGACAAUUUUGUAACUUUCUUUUUGGAACCAGUUAUGUUUAGCUGCUAUGAAUAGUUUCUAUUAAUCAGCUUUACAGAGCAUACUUUUCAGUGGUUAACAGUGAAUUGUUUAACAUCAUUCUCUCAUCUGAGUAAUUCAAACAAGUUGUGGAGGAUUUUUUUUUAAUUCAAAGGAAUAUAGUUUGUAUAAUUGAUGGUAAUAAUACAAUUUGAUCUAAGGUUCUUAUUGAAUAGCAUUUUAAUUAUGGACAUUGUUCUUUGGGUGGAAAUGGAAAGAGGCACCAUUUUCACCAAUUUGCCCCGCCUCUUCUAAAUCCCAAAGAAUUGGUAGGCUUUCAAGACUAGUAUAUGAUUGAAAGGAGAAAGUGGGCCUUUAGGGAAGAAGGAAAAUCACCUCCCUAAUUUCUUCUAGUAGCAGAUUCAGAUUUCUUCCCACAAAUGAAAAGAACCCUUCUAUUCUUAGAAGGAUUACUUUGUCUUAAGUCCUGUGUAUUUUUCAAAUGUAUGUAUUUCUCAGAAUUUUCAGAACUUUCCUUCCAAAUGAAAUGUUGAUGUUAACAGAAAGAAGUUGGAAGCCAAAUUUUAUUUUUUUAAAUCACAAUACAGCCUUGAAGAGAAUUUCAGUAUCUGCUAGUUUUAAUGCUAAUAUUUACUAUAUGAAUAUAAUCAUACAUAAAUUUGGCUGCAUGGCAAUGUAUCAUUAAAUUUGAGAACUCAAUUACUCCCUUUUUUGCUUGCCUAGAUUUAAAUAUGGAUGCAUCAUUUUAAUGGCAAGAUACCUCAUCAUCUUAUCCAUCAUGAUUGUCCAUUUACUGCUAGUAAUGUAUUUUUUUCUGACACACUGACAUACUCAUACUUGCCAAAGAAUCUAAAAGUGUGUUUUAAGGCUGAUCCAGUCUCCUUGUUCAGAAUCUGUUUGAGCAUAGAUCAUAGCAAGAUAAAUAUGUGUAUGUAUUAAAUGUCACAGAAAGAGUCUUUCUAGGACAACAUAUUCAUUGUCUCUGUUUUUAGCCAUACUUUCUUUGGGCUUCUCACUAAUGGGUGACUACUAGAUUCUCAAUAAUAUCAACAAUUACCAAACAGUGUUAACCAUUUAAUAAUAUAUUCAGUUCUCUUUCUAACUUUCUCUUCGUAAUUUAAAAUUUCCAAGAAGGCUGUAAUGUGUGUGUGUGUGUGUGUGUGUGUGUGUGUGUGUGUGUGUGUGUAUGCAUGUACGUACAUUUCCAAAGUGACAUUUUCUUGUGUUUUGCUUUUGAAACAUCUAAUUAACUGUGAAUUAGAAUAAGUCUAUUGAGACUUUGCACACAGGAUGUUCACUUUCCAUUCAUCUUACGAUUCCACUACAAAUGAGGUGGUCUGCAAAUUGGAGUAUGCUGCAGCAAUCAUAAAACUGUGGCAGCCUGCACAUAGAAAUGCAUAGAGCUACUUAAUUACCUUCACACUAUUAUGACAAGAUGCAAGAUGAUCCUAAGAAUAUUUCUUGCUUGCGCACCAACUCAUGCAAACAAAGGUAUCAAGCAAUGUAUAUUGGGCAGCUGUUUUAACAUACAUUCACUAUUUAAGAAUAUUGGGAGCUGUUCUGUAGAUAAUCUUUCAUCACUAUUACUCUUCAAUCAAGAUAUUUCUCCUGAGCUUCUGUUCUUAGUACAGCUAAAGCCAUUAUAGCAAGAUUGAGUUGCUAUGAUUACUAGCCUUGAAUUCUAUGGGCCGUAUAGUUAGCAUCACAGAUAUGCUUCUAAUUAUAAUAUAUUAAAUGUUUUGCUGGAAAGGGGCUUCAGUAGAGUUGUGUGUGUGUCUCUAUGUGUGUCUGUGCCAAUAUCAAUAUAAUGGGAUGCAAAAACAGUUUAAAAUACAUUGCAUCCUUAUUAACUUAUUAAAUAAGGAUUUGUAUUGAAUAUGUAUUUACAUUGUUAAGAACUAUCAUUAAACCAAUGAAAGCACUGGAAGCUAUUUCUAAUGAAUGAUAGCCAACAUUUUUGGAGUUAGGUCCCUUUUUUAUAAUUUGAUUUAUUCAGUCUAUAUUUGAAGAGAAUAUGCUACAGUAUAGCUAAAAUGCAUCUACGUCUGGACCACCAAGUCCGUGUUUUAAUAAGAUAUAGUUUAGCUUCCUGCAAUUGGAUUGGCAACAUCUGUUCAGCAUUGUCUAUCACAUUAUUGACAAAGUACAAGUGCUUGGAAAUAUUUUUUUUUUUUUUGGUGUCUGUCAUUACUCUGGUUAGUAUUUAUAAUAUUUGUAUAUAUUUUUAAAAAAGAAAAAUUCUGUGUUUGCAAGAUGGACUGCACUAUGUAUAUCUCUGGUUUAAAAGAAAUAUAUAUUUGUUUAAGUAAUUAUGCUAUUGGUUUCAUGAAUUUAUUACUUGAGUGUUUAUUACUGUGCUGACAAACAUUAAAUAUAAUAAACUUCUAUUAAAGUAUA